GCUCCGCCCGCGGAGAUGGCGACGGGAGGCGGGGCCAGCCCGGGGGGCGGGGCCUCGCUGGAGGAGGAGCGCGAGGUGGUCCGCGUGCGCGUCAAGAAGGUGGAGGGGCAGCAGCCGCCUGAGUUCCGCUCGUUCGCCGUGGACCCGCAGAUCACCUCCCUGGACGUGCUGCAGCACAUCCUGGCCAGGGCCUUCGACCUGCAGGGCCGCAGCAGUUUCUCUCUCAGUUUCUGGGCCCGGGACGCUCAGGGCCAGGAAGGUUUCCUGCCGCUGCUCAGCGAUGGAGACCUGGCUGCGGCCUUCAGCGGCGCCCGGCCCGGCCUCAGCCUGCGGCUGGACGUGCGGCAGCCCCCCGAGAGCCCCUUGCUGGAGGACUGGGACAUCAUCAGCCCCCGGGAGGUGGCUGGGGCUGAGCCUGGCCCUGAGCGCCGCUCGCUGCUGGCUGCUGCCCUGCCCCUCACCCAGGCCCUGCUGGCACAGCUGGGCCGGACCCUGGCCCGGGCCCAGGCUGCCCUCUCGUGGCCGGAGGCCUCCUCGCAGCCGGUGCCGGCGCUGCCGGUGCCCCCCCAGUGCUCCCCCCUCGGCGACCUGGAGCUCAGGAGCUUCCUGGGCCCCGGGGGGAGGCUGCAGAGGCCUCAGGACCUGCGCCUCAGAGUCUUCCACGGCGGCGUCGAGCCCGGGCUCAGGAAGGUGGUCUGGAGGUACCUGCUCAACAUCUUCCCCGCCGAGCUGUCGGGCCAGGAGCGCCUCAGCCACCUGCGUCGCAAGGCCUGCGAGUAUGAGGCCCUGAAGGGGGCGCUGCUGGCCUGGGCGCCGCCGGGGCAGCUGGCCCUGGUGAGCGCCGCGGUGCGCAAGGACGUGGUGCGGACCGACCGCGGCCACCCUUACUUCGGGGGCCCCGAGGAAGGCCACCCCCACCUGCAGGCCCUGCAGGACCUGCUGACCACCUUCGCCCUGGGCCACCCCCGGCUCUCCUACUGCCAGGGCAUGUCGGACGUGGCCUCGCCGCUGCUGGCCGUGCUGGACGACGAGGCCCAGGCCUUCCUCUGCUUCUGCUCCCUCAUGCGGCGCCUGGGGCCUCGCUUCCGCCCCGGGGGCCGCGGCCUGGCCAAGGCCUUCGGGCACCUGCGGCGCCUGCUGCGGCGCCUGGACCCCGGCUUCUGGAGCUUCCUGGCCGCCCGCGGCGCCCACGACCUCCUCUUCUGCUACCGCUGGCUGCUGCUGGAGCUCAAGAGGGAGUUCCCCUUCGAGGACGCCCUCAGGGUGCUGGAGAUCACCUGGAGCUCCCUGCCCCCCGCCCCACCCCCCCCGCCCGAGGGGGUGCCUCUGCUCGGGGCGCCCCCCAGGGGCAGGGAGGAGAGGGGGGGGAUGAGGCCCAGGCUGCCCGGGAGGAGGAGGAGGAGGAGGAGGAGGAGGAAGGAUGGAGAGGGGCUCAAGAGCUCCAAGAGUGACCAAGAGGCUCCCAGGAACGUCCAGGAGGGGCUCAAGAGCUCCAAGAGUGACCAAGAGGCUCCCAGGAACAUCCAGGAGGGGCUCAAGAGCUCCAAGAGUGACCAAGAGGCUCCCAGGAACAUCCAGGAGGGACCCAAGAGCUCCAGGGAUGGCCAAGAGGGGCCCAGGAAGAUCCAGGAGUGGCUCAGGAGCUUCACUGAGCUCCAGGAGGGGCUCCAGAGCUCCAGGGGUGGCCAAGAGGGGCCCAGGAACACCAAUUUGGGUGCUGAGGUCCCCAAAGAUCCUGGAGGUGCCACCAAGGAGUUGUGUGAAGACCUCCAAGAGGUGACCCCAGACCACAAGGCCCUCAAAGAGCCUGGAGGCACCACCAAGGAGUUGGCUGAAGAACCCCAAGCCCCCAGACUCCUCAAAGACUCUGAAGCUUCCCCCAAGGAUCCACCUGAAGGCCCCCAGGAGCUAACCCAAGCCCCCACACUGCUCAAAGAACCUGGAGGCCCCCCCAGGGAGUGGGGUCGAGACCCCCAGGUCCCCAAAGAGGUUGGAGGCACCACCAAGGGGUUGGCUGAAGAUCCUCAAGGGCUGCCCCAAGGCCUCAAGGUCCUUAGAGAGCCUGCAGGCGCCACCAAGGAGUUGAGUGAAGGCCUCAAGGUCCUCAAAGAGCCUGAGGGCACCACCAAGGAGUUGGCUGAAGACCCCCAAGGGCUGUCUCGAGACCCCAAGGUUUCCAAAGAGGUUGGAGGCAUCACCAAGGAGUUGAGUGAAGGCCCCAAGGCCCUCAGAGACCCUGGAGGCACCACCAAGGAGUUGAGUGAAGGCCCCAAGGCCCUCAGAGACCCUGGAGGCACCACCAAGGAGGUGAGGGAAGACCUCAAGGUCCCCGAAGAGCCUGGGGGCACCCCAGAGGAGUUGAGCGAAGACCUCAAGGUCCCCAAAGACCCUGGAGGCAGCACCAAGGAGUUGAGUGAGGACCCCGAGCCUCCCCCUCUCGACCCCUGGGGCGGCCGCUGGGCCUGGGAGUCCUCUUCCUCCUCCUCCUCCUGCUCCUCCUCCUCCUCCUCGGAAGAGGAGGAGCUGGCGGUGGAGGACGACGGAGCUCCGCUGCCCCCCCCCGAGGAGCUGGGGCAGGGCAACCCCUUCCUGCUCUUCCUGUGCCUGGCAAUGCUGCUGGAGCAGCGCCAGGCCCUGAUGGCUCAGCCCGGGGACUACAACGAGGUCGGGCAGCACUUCCACCGCCUGCUGCGGCGCCACCGCCUGGACGCCGUCCUGCAGCGCGCCAAGGGCCUCUUCGCCGCCUACCUCGAGGGGUGGGGAGGGGGCCAGCAGCAGUAGGGGGGGGCCAGAGGAGGUCCUCAUGGGACAUCAUGGCAGGUCCAUAGGAGAUCAACCACGGGAGGUCCAUAAGAGGUCCAUGGGAGAUCAUCCAUGGGAGGUCCAUAGGAGAUCAUCUAUGGGAG
This is a messenger RNA of Dryobates pubescens (Downy woodpecker), 2906 nucleotides long. RefSeq names its product TBC1 domain family member 25 (gene TBC1D25). The coding region runs from base 16 to 2781 and encodes 921 amino acids. Gene Ontology annotation, biological process: regulation of autophagosome maturation; activation of GTPase activity. NCBI's taxonomy places the organism in Eukaryota, Metazoa, Chordata, Aves, Piciformes, Picidae. Gene Ontology annotation, molecular function: GTPase activator activity. Gene Ontology annotation, cellular component: autophagosome. The record is from RefSeq and is a predicted model, not a curated record. The transcript has 8 exons.